This is a messenger RNA of Prunus armeniaca (apricot), 855 nucleotides long. NCBI's taxonomy places the organism in Eukaryota, Viridiplantae, Streptophyta, Magnoliopsida, Rosales, Rosaceae. The record is from the annotation of a GenBank genome assembly.
AUGGCUUCCCUCCAAAUCUCCAACUCGGAAACCCAAAUUCCUGCCCAGCUUCUCAUAGCUCGCAUUACACAACUUCAUUCAAGCAUUUCCAAACUUGACUCUCUUCGACCUUCAAAGCAAGUCAAUGCCCUUUUCUCUCAGCUGGUCAAAUUAUGCACUCUUCCAUGUGACAUAGAUAUCAUGGACUUGUCCAAAGAAGCCCAAGCUAUGCGUGAGAGUCUCAUCAAUCUUUGCGGCCGAGCCGAGGGCUUUUUGGAGCUUGAAUUCGCCACACUCCUUGUGAAUGUUCCUCAACCUCUAAACAAUCUCAAUCUCUUCCCUUACUAUGGCAACUAUGUUCUCCUAGCCAACUUGGAGCACAAGAUUCUCCUUGACAAUGGGGUGGUGCAUCCACACAAGGUAGCCUUUGUUGGGUCGGGGCCAAUGCCUCUCACUUCCAUGAUAAUGGCUACUCAUCACCUGAAAUCCACUCAUUUCGACAACUUUGACAUUGAUGAGAAGGCGAAUGAUGUGGCUCGAAAAAUUGUUGCUUCGGACGCUGAGCUGGCAAAGAGGAUGAAGUUUGAGACACAUGAUGUAAUGAAACUUAGAGAGAGGCUUGGAGAAUAUGACUGCAUAUUUUUGGCUGCCUUGGUGGGCAUGAAAAAGGAAGAGAAGAUAAAGAUUCUUGGGCAUAUUGGGAAGUACAUGAAGGAGGGAAGCGUUUUGCUUGUGAGGAGUGCAAAAGGGGCAAGAGCAUUUUUAUACCCUGUUGUUGAGGAGCAUGACUUGCUGGGAUUUGAGCUUCUUACAAUCUUCCAUCCAAAUAAUGAAGUUGUCAACUCGGUUGUUCUUGUGCGCAAGCCUACCUUCUAG